Molecule: messenger RNA, 782 nt
Organism: Xyrauchen texanus (razorback sucker)
Lineage: Eukaryota; Metazoa; Chordata; Actinopteri; Cypriniformes; Catostomidae
Product: cytochrome c oxidase subunit 4 isoform 1, mitochondrial
Exons: 5
Coding region: 109-642 (177 amino acids)
Biological process (GO): mitochondrial electron transport, cytochrome c to oxygen
Source: RefSeq, a predicted model, not a curated record
ACCUGACUCACAAUCGACCCACUUAGUACUUUCAGUGAUCCAUGAAACCAUAUAGAUAGAGCACGUAGGCAACUUCUUGUCGAUCAGCUCAGACCUUCAAAUAUUAAGAUGCUGACUUCUCGUGCACUGGUGCGGCGGGGGCUGCAGUCUGGAUUCUGGCGGAGGUUGUCGACUUCAUCUGGCGCAUGGGCUAGACACACUCAUGGUGACAAUAAUGUUGAUGUGACUGACUGCACCGUUCCUCAGUAUAACAACCGUCUGGACACUCCACUGCCUGAUAGUCCAUUCGUCAGAAACCUCAAUGCUGAGCAGAAGAAACUCAAAGAGAAAGAGAAGGGACCAUGGACCCAACUUACCAAGGAGGAACAAUUAGCCUUGUACAGGCUCACACACGAAUUGUCAUAUGCAGAGAUGCAGAAAGGCUCUAAAGAAUGGAUGACCGUCCUUGGGGGCAUAUUAUUCUUUUUUGGCUUCACUGGGAUACUGGUGUGGUGGCAACGUGUCUAUGUGUACGGUGAUGUUCCCCACACUCUGUCUCAUGAGUGGGUUGAGAAGCAGACACAGAGGAUGAUAGACAUGAGAGUAAACCCAGUCCAUGGGUUUUCUAAUAAGUGGGACUAUGAAAAGAAACAGUGGAAAUAAAUGCAUUAUGCAGUAAUGACAGAUAAUGUAGCAUGUUUGCAUUAAUGAGGAGUCCCAAACUCAAUAAUGCUGUGCAACCUGCAGCCUUAAAAUAUACAUACAUAUAUGUGAACCCAAAUAAAUGCACUGAAUUAAAAUCA